Molecule: messenger RNA, 2895 nt
Organism: Rotaria sordida
Lineage: Eukaryota; Metazoa; Rotifera; Eurotatoria; Philodinida; Philodinidae
Source: the annotation of a GenBank genome assembly
AUGGAUCUUGCUAUCGCAAAUUAUGGUACAAACAAUGUUGGUAUACUCCUUGGAACUAGUAACAGUACUUUUGCAAAUCAAAUCACGUUUUCAACUGGUCCGAAUUCCCAUCCAUACUCGCUUGCUGUUGGUCAUUUAAACGACGACGCCAAGCUAGAUAUUGCCAUCGCUAACUAUGGCAAUAACAGUGUAGGCGUGCUUCUGGGUCACGGUAAUGGGGCUUUUAUGAGUCAAAUGACUUAUUCCCUCAGUGCUGCUUCUCCAUAUUCUAUUGGUAUUGGUGACUUCAACAACGACAAUCGAAUGGAUUUAGUUGUAACCAAUAAUGGUACUAACAAUACAGCUCUACUUGUCGGAUAUGGCAACGGUACCUUUGCAAGCCCAAAAAUGUAUUCAACUGGAUCUUCUUCAUCAAUCUCCAUUGCCAUAGGUGAUUUAAACAGAGAUAAUCGUUUAGACAUUGUCAUCAUCAAUAAUGAUACGAGCACCAUAAGUAUCAUGCUUGGUUAUGACGAGUUUUUUCCCAUUCAAAGAACAUAUUCAACUUCCAGUGUGCCAUAUUCUGUAGCUGUUGGUAAUUUUAAUAACAACACCCGACUGGAUAUCGUCGUUGCUAUUUAUGGUGACAACACUAUAAGUGUUCUUCUUGGAUAUGCAAAUGGCACUUUUGCAAAUCAAACGAAGUAUUCAACUGGCUCUGCACCAAUCUCUACAGCUGUUGGUGAUUUUAAUAAUGACACCCAUUUGGAUAUCGUCAUCGCUAAUCUUUAUGGCUACACUGUAAGUGUCUUUCUCGGAUAUGGAAAUGGCUCUUUUGCAAAUCAAAUGAAAUAUUCAACUGGCUCUCAGCCACUCUCUGCAGCUGUAGGUGAUUUUAACAACGACACCCAUCUGGAUAUCGUCGUUGCUAAUUCGGAUGAUAACACUAUAAGUGUACUUCUCGGAUAUGGCAAUGGUUCUUUUGCAAAUCAAACGACAUAUUCAACUGGUUCUCUACCAUCUUCUGCAGCUGUUGGUAAUUUUAACAAUGACAUCCAUCUGGAUAUCGUCGUUGCUAAUUGGGGUGACAAGACUAUAAGUGUCCUUCUCGGGUAUGGCAAUGGCUCUUUUGUGAAUCAAAUGAAACAUUCAACUGGCCAUCAACCGUGGUCUGUAGCUGUUGGUGAUUUUAAUAAUAACACCCGACUGGAUAUCGUUGUUGCUAAUGCGGGUGACAAUACUGUAAGUGUAUUUCUCGGAUAUGGAAAUGGCUCUUUUGCAAAUCAAACGACAUAUUCAACUGGCUCUAAGCCAGAAUCUGUAGCUGUUGUUGAUGUUUGUAAACAGUUGAAGAAGCAAAGUGUUCAUUCAUCCAUUCUUAUCAAUGCAGCUGGUUUCACAUACACCGGCAUUGAUGAUACUGCUCGUUGUCUCAUAUGUGGUCUAGAAGUAUCUGAAUGGACAGCACAUAUGAAUCCAUUUACUGUUCAUGUUCAACAAAGUCCAAAUUGUUCAUUUGUGCAAUCUAUUGUAUCAAAGAAUCGAAUGAAUUUUUCUUCUUCAGAUGGUUCAAUAACAGAGAACCAAAACUUUGAAUUAUCACAACAUAAAAAAAUCGAUCAAAAGAUUGACUAUUGCCUGAUAGAAGUAGAGAUAAUGAAAGAAAUUCGUUGUCGAACAUUUUCACAUUGGCCUCAUCAGAACGUACUAUCUCGAACACAAAUGACUUCGGCUGGAUUUUUUUAUUGUAAUGUUGGUGAUCGUGUCAUUUGUUUGUAUUGUAAUUUAAUUUGUCAGCAAUGGACACCACAUACUGAUGAUCCAGAAGAAGUACAUCAAACUCUUUCACCUCUAUGUCCAUAUGUUUUAUUUCUUUUAAAAACUCAUCAAACAUCAACUGUAUCAAUUCUUAAUGAUAGGACAAAUAAUCGAGCAGUAACAUCUAAUCUAUUACGAUUUAAUGAAAUAGUUCAAGCAUCAGCAUCACAUAGAGCCUAUAUUGAAAUUUCGAAACGUCAAACAUCAUUUAAUUCUUGGCCUCAAGAAGAAUUACCUUCUGUAGAUGAUCUUGUUCGAGCAGGAUUUUUUUAUACUGGUUCAAAAACAAUUGUUACCUGUUUUUAUUGUAAUGGAUCACUUCAAAAUUGGGGUCCAAAAGAUAAUCCAUUGAUUGAACAUGUACGUUGGUUUCCACUUUGUGCCUAUGCUAAACAAUUAUGUGAUGAUGAACUUUAUCGAAAAGUUCAAGAAUCAAAACGAAUUCAUCAAGAACGCACUAGAACAAAUCAAAUAGAGAAAAAUGGAAAUUUUUCAAACGAUCAUUCAACAAAUAAUUCUCAAUUAGUAAUUCCUGAUGAGAACACAUUGUCACGAUUUGUGGCGGCUCGACUUGAUUUGCCUAUUUCACAAAGUUUACUCAAUCAAAAUUUCAAAUUAUCAGUUAUAAAACGUUGUUGGGAGGAUCAACUAAGAUUAAAGCAAAAUGAUUUUACAACUGAUUGUGAUUUAUUAAUUGCUUGUAUUAUUCUUCAAAAACAAAUCGAUCAUAUCAAUGGUCGUCAAGAAAACAUUAUUAUACCGAGUAUCAAGAUGAAAAUAAUUCGUGAGAAAGAACAAUCUGGUUCAUCAUUGUCGUCUACACCACCAAUGAACAAAUCAUCUUCAUCAAAUUCAUCGAAUAUCAAUAACACAGUUGAAUCAAAAUCAACGAUUGCAACGACCGACAAUCAAUCAAAAACUAGUUCGACAACGGAUAUUGUGUCGUCGAAUUUGUGUAUACUUUGUUUGACAGAAGAUAAACGUCUUGCAUGUAUGCCAUGUGGACAUUUAGCAACUUGUGUUCCAUGUGGUCAUUCACUUCGAACAUGUCCAGUUUGUCGAAAAGAAAUAGAGGCUUUUGUACGCAUCUACAUUUAA